Messenger RNA from Panicum virgatum (switchgrass), 1290 nucleotides. Its product is annotated as phosphatidylinositol transfer protein 3-like. The coding region runs from base 247 to 963 and encodes 238 amino acids. Lineage: Eukaryota; Viridiplantae; Streptophyta; Magnoliopsida; Poales; Poaceae. The transcript is spliced from 4 exons. The record is from RefSeq and is a predicted model, not a curated record. Gene Ontology annotation, molecular function: phosphatidylinositol transfer activity.
CAUCCCAGUUUCUCGCUUGACUUCUGCGUCUUGCACUCUGCAGCAACAGUCGCAACGCCAUGAGCUAUCUGUUCCAGACCAGGAGUGAAAAAGCGACGCAACAAAAGCCAGAAUCUUCAGAAGAACAUCAGCGAAAGGUACCAGGCGGAACCUGAAGUGUCCUUUACUUAAUUUCCUAAUGGUUCAGAUAGAGAGUAGUGAGUUGUGCCCAUCUAUUAUGAACGGGAGCUGCUGGGCGACCUGGCGAUGGAGAUGCCGAGCUUCUUGUCGGACGGCACGAUCCGCCGGUUCCUCCGGUCAAGGAACUGGAGCACAGAGAAAGCGGCCAAGUCUCUGAAAGAAGCUAUCAAGUGGAGGCGCCAAUUCAAGCCAGAAACGAUUUGUUGGGACGACCUUGCUAGCAUCGAGAACGAGGUUCGACGAGCGUAUAUACCAGAUUAUCUCGACAAGAAUGGCCGAACUGUGUUCGUGAUUAUGACGUCAAUAAAGAGCUUAACUUCAACAAAGGAACAUAUUCAACAGCUAGUGUAUAACCUGGAAAAUAUGGCCAUGAACUCAGAAGAUGCACAAGAAGAGAAUGUUGUUUGGAUGUGUAAUUUCAGUGGUUGGACACUAUCAUCUACGCCAUUAUGGGAGACCCGUGAAUCGCUGCACAUAAUUCAGAAGUAUUAUCCAGGGUUGAUUGGAGCCGCGAUUCUCUGCAACCCUCCCAAGAUAUUUGAAUCAUUCUGGAAGAUUAUAAAGCAGUUCCUCGAACCAACAUUGCAAGAGAAGAUAAAAUUUAUUUACAGCAACAAUGCAGAGAGCCAGAGGAUUAUGACUGAUAUGUUUGACAUGGACAAGCUGGAGUCUGCAUUUGGUGGAAGAAACACAGCUAGCCUUGAUAUUAACAAGUAUGCUGAAAGAAUGAGAAGAAUAGAUCAGAUAAGGGUAACAUGCAAGCACGCAAAUAGAAGCACCUGAUUUUCCUGACCAGGAAGAAGAUCGUUUCCCUUGUGAGCAUUAAAGAGUACUUGGAACUACGAUGUCAACAGCUAAUAUAUACGAAGAACACUGAAACCUUAUAUUUACAAGGAUGUGUACUGAGCCAAGGAAGCUCGAUUUCAUUAAAUAGCUUAAGCUCGAUAAUUAUGAGCUCCUUGGAGGUUAAACGUUGAAGAUCUUUUUUACAUGAUUCAUGAUUUGUUUUUUUUUCAGUCCCGAGAAAAUUUAACAGAAAGAUGAAGUCUGUAACACUGGAGUAUAAGAAAUUAAUGAUAAUAAUAAUGGUGCCUAUUUAAUUGGACGCAA